Cokeromyces recurvatus is the source of this 183-nucleotide messenger RNA. RefSeq lists its product as uncharacterized. Bases 1 to 183 code for a protein of 60 amino acids. NCBI's taxonomy places the organism in Eukaryota, Fungi, Mucoromycota, Mucoromycetes, Mucorales, Mucoraceae. The transcript has a single exon. The record is from RefSeq and is a predicted model, not a curated record.
AUGGUAAUAGAUAGAUUUUUAUAUGUGUUCAUUUUUUUUUCUAAAUCUGAAGGCAAAGUGUACUCAAUUUACAAAAUAGAUCUUUAUGCACAAAACUUCUAUCGGGUAAUCUUGAUUGAUGCUCUUUCUCUAUGCACAUCGAUUUCAAAAAUAUAUCUCAUGUCGACAAUCUUGCAAAAGUAG